AAAUGGCAUAUUGAAUGUAGUGAUUUGCAUCAACAGAUUGCUGGGGAAGUUGAAUUGAGUUAAUUGCAUGCACUGAACCAUUAACUGGGUCACAGAAGGUGACCAUCCGGCUUUAUAAUCUGGAAUCAUUUGGCAAUUUCUCUCUUUUUUUAACAGACAAGGGUCGGACUGGGAUGUGAACAAUUUCAAACUAGCUUUCAGCAGCAAAGGGAGGAGCUUUGAGAUGAAGGGCAUUAGAUAAAGCCAUUAGUGCUCUGUGGAUUACAGUAAUCCAGCCCCUGUAAUAUCAGUGCGGUGGUCCACCACUCGAAAAAUAAACCAUCAUGGAGUACAGACUGCAGAACAUGUUACUGUUAGCCAUCCUGCUGGUGUCUGAAGGUUUUUUUGGGCUGCAAGCGCAAGAGGAUGGCGAGGGCAACGACACAUGGGCUGGGAAAACCUGCAAGUGUGACUGUGAUUCCUCUAGCAAGUUGUUUUCAAAAGGUUCUUCAUCAAGUAGAGGACAGGAGAUGGACUGCAUGCAAGAGUGUCCCUACCAUAAGCCCCUGGGUUUUGAGGCAGGAUCUGUGACUUCAGAUCAGGUCAGCUGCUCUAAUGAAGACCAGUACACAGGCUGGUUCUCCUCAUGGGUUGCAAGCAAAGCAAGGCUCAACAACCAAGGAUUUGGGUGUGCCUGGCUGUCUAAGUUCCAGGAUACCAACCAGUGGCUUCAGAUUGACCUGAAGGAGGUCAAAGUGGUUUCUGGUAUCCUGACCCAAGGCCGCUGUGACUCUGACGAGUGGAUUACGAAGUACUCUGUGCAGUACCGCACCAAUGAAAAGCUCAACUGGAUCUACUACAAGGACCAAACUGGAAACAACAGGGUGUUCUAUGGAAACUCUGACCGCUCUUCCACAGUCCAGAACCUGCUGCGUCCACCUAUCGUAGCACGUUACAUCCGUAUCCUCCCUCUCGGCUGGCACACUCGUAUCGCCAUCCGCAUGGAGCUGCUACUUUGCAUGAAUAAAUGCACCUGAUCUGGAACAUGUCAGCAAAGCCAUACCCAAAACUUCCUGUUCCACCUCUUUUCUUGUGUCACAAUGAUUAUGCCAAAGUGAAUAUCACUGCCCAAUCACUGCACUCAAUUCAUUUAUUUCUAUUCUCUGGUAUUUUUCCAGGAAGAAAUGAUCAUUAGCAUGUGUUAUAGGUACAUCUAUUUGUGUUCAAGUUACAUAUUAAGACCUUUUUCACAUCACGUUGUACUCAUUAUAUGAAGUUUGUUGCUUUGGCAAAUCAGACAUAAAGGUUUUGCUUAUCUGGAGAGUGGUGGGAGAUUUCAUGGGGUGUUGUAUUAUUGUGUGUUCUAAUGUGGUUUGUGAUGGUGAUGUAGCGUGUUUUGUUCCCACGGUUUUGACCAAAACCCUUUUUGUAUUUACUAUGAGCCUACAUUGUUUAUUUGUGUUUGUGCACUUA
Onychostoma macrolepis is the source of this 1452-nucleotide messenger RNA. It is a transcript of the gene rs1a, whose product is annotated as retinoschisin 1a. Lineage: Eukaryota; Metazoa; Chordata; Actinopteri; Cypriniformes; Cyprinidae. The transcript is spliced from 6 exons. The record is from RefSeq and is a predicted model, not a curated record. The coding region runs from base 324 to 1016 and encodes 230 amino acids.